AUUCUAUGGAUGGAGACAAUGGAUUCACUAAUGAUGCCCCUGAUGCUUUGAAGUUAAAGUUCACAGUGUGUCAUAUGAAGUUUAGCAGUGUGUCAUAUGAAUCUCAAUUUUUUGAACAAGAAAAUGAAUUUGGGGAUUUGAAUGAACAAAGUGAAGAUAUUGCUGAAAAUUAUGACAAGCACCAAGAGUUAACCACCAAAACACAGGAUUCUGAAGAUAUCUUUACCAAGCAAUCUAUCUCUAUUAUUACAGAGGAAUCUAAACAACCAUGUCAACGUAGUCAAAGUCAUUUGUCACCCACUGGCCACUAUACUGGGUUAUUGUUACAGUUUGACUUUGCAUCAAAUGUAUCACGUCAGCAAUCCUUUGUUGUUCAUGAUUAUAAUGCAAACAAAAGAACAAUUAUGCAUAAUUCAUUUGUAAUUGUUCUUCGAUAUCCCCACCUAUUGCUUGAUGGCUAUGGUUGGAUAUUGUGCUGCUCAUGUGAUGCAAAUAGAAAGCAAUUUGUUGAAUCCCUACCUAAUAAUAUACAAUUAGAUCCUCAAAAAGAUAUACCAUAUCCCAGUUGCAUACACGUAUUAGCAAUGGAAAAUUAUCUGGUUGUGUAUGAUAGAAAGUUUGGUAUUGAAGCCAAAGAUUUUAUUGAAAAAAAAUCCACAUCCAUGAUGCAGUCUGUUUUCAGUGAUCAUUCCUACCAUGAGAUGCGACCUGAAGAAGUAUAUUUUGUUAUGUGAAAAUAACUUUUUUGUACAAAUACACAUAUAGUUUCUCAACCUUCUAAUACCCCACAAUUUGUUACCAUACAUCCUGUGCCUAAGUUCAGGAGCUUCUAUAUAGCUAUUAGGGUGAUAGCCAACAGGGCAAAUUGAAUUUAUUUAUGACUAUUGAGGUAUACACAUUCAUACUCAAAUACAUACAUAGCCACAUACCUACAGUACAUACAUUAAGUAGUAUAAACUAAAUGUAUGAUAAAAAUAGUAAAGUCAUAUUCACCAUUUGCUUUACGUGCCUGAUAUAUAUAUUAAAGUGCACAUACAGCCUUUCCAAAUUCGUUGAACUUUUAAGGUUUAGACUGUGGAAAAUAUGAUUUCGAAGAAAAUUUCGUAAAAAAAAUAAAAACAAAGUUUUUUUGGCGGUUUGAA
Molecule: messenger RNA, 1142 nt
Organism: Xenia sp. Carnegie-2017
Lineage: Eukaryota; Metazoa; Cnidaria; Anthozoa; Malacalcyonacea; Xeniidae
Exons: 7
Coding region: 6-734 (242 amino acids)
Source: RefSeq, a predicted model, not a curated record